Molecule: messenger RNA, 811 nt
Organism: Lolium rigidum
Lineage: Eukaryota; Viridiplantae; Streptophyta; Magnoliopsida; Poales; Poaceae
Exons: 1
Coding region: 89-811 (240 amino acids)
Biological process (GO): root development; shoot system development
Source: RefSeq, a predicted model, not a curated record
AGACACCAUUGCACCUCCAUCAGCUUCUCUUUGCUCCAUUUCGAGAGAACAACAAGCAAAGCAACUCCAGCUUCUAUUACUUACAGCCAUGGCAUCUCACCUCAGAUCCGCAAGUGUGCCUUCCAGCCCUAGCUCCUGCGAGACCAAUGUCGAAGAAAAGCUUCAGACCCUUAACGCAUCUACCUCUUCGACCAUCGAGAUGGUAUGCGAUGGUUUGAGGAAGCUUGGAGACAUCUACGACUGCAUCGACGAGCUGGCAUCUUUGCCCAGCAGCCAAGUUGUCCUUUGCAAGCCGCAGCAGAGGAUGGCCGUGGAGCAAGAGCUUGAGUGCUCCCUUGUUUUGCUCGACCUCUGCGAUGUUGUACAAGUGAGCUUCUCUGAGCUGAAGGCAACUGUCCAGGACAUGCGGUUCGCCAUCAAGAGAGGAGAUGAUGCGGCUCUUCAGGCCAACAUUAUCUCUUGGUUCCGCCUGGCCAAGAAAGCCCAAAAGCAGCUCAAGAAGGUCUGCAAGAAGUCCUCUUUCCCUGACCAGGAGAGCUGCAGAGUGGUCAAGUUGUUGGUUGAAGCUAGAGAAACCGCGGUCAAAAUGAUCGAGUCCUCAUCGGAUCUCAUGUUGAAGCAAAUCACGAUGCCGAAUUCUAGCAAGUGGUCUCUUGUAUCCAAGACAUUCCAGAAGACGAGAGUUACAUGCAAGGAGGAGCAAUUGCAGGUGCUGGAGUUGGACAUCGCUGAUCUCGAGAGCGGAGUCGAGACUUUGUUCAGGAGAUUGAUCCAGAGCAGAGUUUCCCUUUUGAAUACUCUGAGCUUGUAG